Molecule: messenger RNA, 1712 nt
Organism: Perca flavescens (yellow perch)
Lineage: Eukaryota; Metazoa; Chordata; Actinopteri; Perciformes; Percidae
Gene: b4galt5
Product: UDP-Gal:betaGlcNAc beta 1,4- galactosyltransferase, polypeptide 5
Exons: 9
Coding region: 435-1580 (381 amino acids)
Biological process (GO): glycoprotein biosynthetic process; carbohydrate metabolic process
Cellular component (GO): Golgi apparatus
Molecular function (GO): UDP-galactose:glucosylceramide beta-1,4-galactosyltransferase activity
Source: RefSeq, a predicted model, not a curated record
GGUAUUGCUCAUUUUGCGGAGAGGCAGUCCCAUUCAUAGGGCUGGUAGGCAGGCAGGCAAAGCGCAGGAGCGGUCACACACCAUCACCGACGUAGUGUGUGAGACAAAUGAUGGUCCCUCACUGAAAAUUCCAGGCCAGGCUAAACUGCGCUAUCAUCAUCCGUUUCGGCAACGGACAUACCGGCAACUAAAAGCGAAACCUCUCAGGAAUGGAGUCUUGGUUAGGUCCUCUCCUGCGCUGACUGCCUGCCGCGGAAACAGACUUGACUUCCUCGUCGCCUCGCUCCUCAUCGCUGCCGCAGACAAGCCACUCUACUCGGUUUAUUUAAUCCAGGCUGUCCGCCGACCACUGUCUUUGGCAUCUGGACACAUCAGAGCUGGUCUAUCGUUGUUGAAUUUAACGUGCCUGUGUGUGUGCUUGUGCUGCGUGUAUAAUGCCGACACAUUUGCGUUUCCGGAGAAGGUCAUUCCUUGGGCUUUUAUUCCUUUUUUCACUGUCCACCUCCGCAUUGUAUUUCAUCUACUCCGCCCCCGGAAUCGUGAAUGAGUAUGUGUUCAUGGUUCAAGCCAGAGGGAUCCAGAUCAGAGAGAACGUGAAGAACAUUGGGGCGCAGGUUCUGGAGCAGGUGGUGAGAGGGGCUUACAGCAUCAAUGGCACAGACUAUGCCUAUGACUUCAACGUGAGCGAGAGUGAUGCUCCUCCCACCACAUACCUCCCUGAGGGCUUCACCUACCUCCCCUCUCAGGUUUGCCCUGAGAGGCUGCACACCAUGAAGGGCAGGUUGGAGGUGAAUAUGAGUGAGGUGUCUUUGGAGGAGGUGGAGAGAUCCUUGCUGGAGGAAGAGCCUUACAUUGCCCAAGGAGGCCACUGGAAGCCCAAUGACUGUUUACCCCGCUGGAAAGUGGCAAUCCUAGUCCCGUUCAGGAACCGACAUGAACACUUACCCAUUCUUCUGAGACACCUGGUGCCAGUGCUGAAAAAACAGAGACUCCAGUUUGCCUUUUAUUUCAUAGAGCAGUUGGGCACGGAGCCAUUUAACCGAGCCAUGUUGUUCAACGUGGGUUACAAGGAGGCUAUCAAGGACCUGGACUGGGACUGUCUAGUCUUCCACGAUGUGGACCACCUCAUGGAGAACGACAGAAACUACUACGGCUGCACAGACAUGCCCCGACACUUUGCGGUCAAACUUGACAAGUACUCCUACAUGCUUCCAUAUAAUGAGUUCUUCGGUGGUGUCAGUGGCCUGACGGUGAAGCAGUUCAAAAAGAUUAAUGGAUUUCCAAAUGCAUUCUGGGGCUGGGGUGGCGAGGAUGAUGACCUCUGGAACAGGGUGCAGUUUGCCAAUUACACAGUUAGUAGACCACACGGAGAGCAUGGGCGCUAUAUGUCAAUUCCACAUCACCAUCGUGGAGAAGUCCAGUUCCUAGGAAGGUAUAGUCUACUACGCCACUCAAAGGAGAGACAGAAAGUGGAUGGUCUUAACAACCUAAACUACUCCCCCCUAGUGUCCAGGAGACCUCUCUACACCAACAUUACAGUCAGCUUGAGCAGAAUGCUUGCACCCAUAGCUGACUACUGACGUAGGAACAGCUGGACUGCAGAACACCUGGGAAUCAAAGUCCUCUGGGACAUCAGCCAUAUCUCACCAGUGGCAGCACUGCUUAGAACGUUUUAGUUGAUUGAUUCUUUGCUUAAUUUCUUUAGUUUGUAU